This is a messenger RNA of Hippocampus comes (tiger tail seahorse), 2287 nucleotides long. RefSeq names its product stress-induced phosphoprotein 1 (gene stip1). Gene Ontology annotation, molecular function: Hsp90 protein binding. NCBI's taxonomy places the organism in Eukaryota, Metazoa, Chordata, Actinopteri, Syngnathiformes, Syngnathidae. The transcript is spliced from 14 exons. The record is from RefSeq and is a predicted model, not a curated record. Bases 72 to 1712 code for a protein of 546 amino acids.
ACCUACACGUUGUUGAGGGGGGCGGCGCUAGUCCACACAGUAGUUUCUGGAAGGAACCUCAUGCUUGCAACAUGGAGAAAGUGUCUGCAUUGAAAGACCAAGGCAACAAAGCACUGAGUGCAGGAAAUAUUGAUGAGGCGAUACGCUGCUACACUGAAGCUGUGACGCUUGACCCCAAAAACCAUGUCCUCUUCAGCAACCGCUCAGCUGCCUACGCCAAAAAAGGCAAUUAUCAAAAGGCUCUCGAAGAUGCUUGUGAGACCAUCAAGAUAAAGCCAGACUGGGGCAAGGGUUACUCCCGUAAAGCUGCGGCACAGGAAUUUCUUGGACGACUCGAGCAUGCAAAAGCGACGUACCAAGAGGGCAUCCGGCAUGAGCCAAACAAUCAGCAGCUGAAGGAGGGUUUACAGAACAUUGAGGCCCGCCUCGCAGAAAAAUCAAUGAUGAACCCUUUCGCCAUGCCUAACAUGUAUCAAAAGCUGGAGAAUGAUCCUCGAACCCGUGAGCUCUUGGCAGAUCCAAGCUACAAAGAGCUCCUGGAGCAACUCAGGAGCAACCCGUCGGCGCUUGGCACGAAGUUACAAGAUAAAAGAGUGAUGACCACACUCUCUGUGCUGCUGGGACUAAACUUGUCCGGAAUGGAUGAAGAAGACGAGCCCACUCCUCCUCCUCCUACUUCUACUACCACCAAACCUAAAGAGACACAGCCUCCCCCUUCUGUAAACGAAGACCUUCCUGAGAACAAGAGAAAUGCAUUGAAAGAAAAGGAACUUGGGAACGCUGCCUAUAAGAACAAGGACUUUGAUACCGCGCUGAAACAUUACGAAGAAGCGAUCAAGCACGAUCCUACCAACAUGACUUAUAUUUCAAAUCAAGCUGCCGUGUACUUCGAGAAGGGGGAUUUUGAGAAGUGCAGGGAGCUCUGUGUGAAGGCUAUUGACGUGGGCAGAGAGAACCGAGAAGACUACAGACAAAUCGCCAAGGCACUGGCCAGGAUUGGCAACUCCUACUUCAAGCAAGAAAAGUACAAAGAAGCGGUUCAGUAUUUCAACAAGAGUUUAACUGAGCAUCGCACCCCUGAUGUCUUGAAAAAGUGUCAACAGGCAGAGAAGAUCCUGAAAGAGUUGGAGAAACAAGCCUACAUUAAUCCCGAUUUAGCGCUGGAGGAGAAGAACAAGGGAAAUGAAGCCUUCCAGAAGGGAGACUAUCCUCUCGCCAUGAAACAUUACACUGAGGCCAUCAAAAGAAACCCAAUCGAUGCAAAGCUCUUCAGUAACCGAGCUGCCUGCUACACUAAGCUGUUGGAGUUUCAACUUGCCCUGAAGGACUGUGAGGAGUGCAUCACACUUGACCCAACAUUCAUUAAAGGCUACACACGCAAAGCAGCUGCUUUGGAAGCAAUGAAAGAUUUUUCCAAAGCUAUGGAUGUGUACCAAAAGGCUUUGGAGCUUGAUUCUUCUUCAAAGGAAGCCACAGAAGGGUUACAGCGCUGCAUGAUGAGUCAGGCAAUGAGGAACGACAGUCCUGAGGAAGUAAAGCAAAGAGCCAUGGCCGAUCCCGAGGUGCAGCAGAUUAUGUCGGACCCCGCCAUGCGCAUGAUACUUGAGCAAAUGCAGAAGGACCCUCAGGCGCUCAGCGACCACUUAAAGAAUCCUGUCAUUGCAAAGAAAAUUCAGAAACUCCUGGAUGUCGGACUCAUAGCCAUUCACUGAUGUGACACAAGCCAAGAUAAGAAGAAACGCCCCAAAAAGGGGAACAAAAUGCAAAAUAUCUCUAAAUAUUACAUUGUCUUUUUUUGUCAAAAUUAUGCUCCGUGGUCUCAUUUAACAGUGUUUUUUUUACGUUUUUUUCAAGUCCUGACUUUUUUUUUUGUUGUUUUUUUUUGCCAGUUUGACACCAGAUUCAUGAGGAUGUGCCCAAAUCAAAAGAUGGAUGGACAUCUUACUAUAUACUGUAUCAGAUCCAUUGGUGUUUUAAAGCACGUGACUCGCUGUAAAGCAGAGUAUGUUUUUCCCUUAACGCAAGAAAAUUGAGAAUAAUUUUCACAGUCACAUGUCAGUCACAAAUUGGAGUUGUUUGUUUGCUGUGAAUGGCUUGACUAAACACGGUGCUUCAAAAUUAAAGAAUCAAUGGGUUUGCCUCUACCCCCCCUUUUUUUUGUCAUCUCUUUAACGUCAGCUGGAUCCACCGAUCUCUAUAAUGGGUCUAUGUUGUAUGAUUGUGGACAACUUAUAUCACUUUGGACUCACUUAAAUAUCAGCUGUUCAAAUGAUUAAAAUUAAUACAG